Messenger RNA from Truncatella angustata, 4041 nucleotides. RefSeq lists its product as uncharacterized. Lineage: Eukaryota; Fungi; Ascomycota; Sordariomycetes; Amphisphaeriales; Sporocadaceae. The transcript is spliced from 6 exons. The record is from RefSeq and is a predicted model, not a curated record. Gene Ontology annotation, molecular function: phosphorelay sensor kinase activity; protein binding; histidine phosphotransfer kinase activity. Gene Ontology annotation, biological process: protein autophosphorylation; phosphorelay signal transduction system. The coding region runs from base 81 to 3887 and encodes 1268 amino acids.
GUGACGACUCCCUCCUGGCACCUGUCGCGCAGCUAUGAAUUUGCAGCUACCCGGCGCAUGAUCGACAUUUCGUUCGCAUCAUGAGCAGACAUGUUUCCGAGCGCGUCCGUGAGAGGGAAGUCCUGAAAUAUGCUACCGUCUUCUGCAAUAUCACCGACAGUACGCUUCACAGUCAAGGUCCCUCAAAUCGCCGUGCCACUCUUUCCUCUGCCGACGCCAGCCUCAGUGCAUUUGCUCAGCUCGGCGCUCUUCGGCUCGACGCCGCACGAUGCCUCAUCUCCGUCUUCGACGAAACACGACAGUUCGUCAUCGCCGAAGGCACUCCUUCCAGCAGCUUGAACCCGAAUGCCACCGCGACUGACGACUACUGGCUCGGCUGCACCGCCCUUCCUCGCUCCGGCCGCGUCUGCGAACAUAUGCUGACCGACGAUGGCGAUCCAUCGCUCGGCGAACUCGAUCCUUCCACCUCGGGUCUGCUUGGGCCUGCGACCUUGCCCGUAACCGUCAUACCUGACCUGGCCCAAGACGAGCGCUACAAAGACAAGCCAGACGUGACGGACCGACCGCACAACAGCUUUUACGCCGGUGUACCUCUGCGGACACCCAGAGGGAUAAAUAUUGGCACCUUGGGGAUCUUCGACGACAAGCCACGAGACGGCCUAGACUCGUCACAAGUCGAGUUUUUGCAACAUAUGUCGUGUGCUGUCAUGAGCCACCUAGAGCUCCGACGGUCAGCCGAGAACUCGUCCAGAAGCGAGCGUAUGGUCCGCGGCAUCGGCAGCUUUGUCGAGGGUAAGUCGACCAUAUCGAACCUGUGGCGAGGCACCCACGCAGCAGCCUUCGAGAAAGGUGAUGCCGAAGGGAAACUCAAUGCGAACCAGCAGACUCUGCAGCAAAGCCACGUAGACCGAGACUUGGCCUUGGAUGAAAGCGCUCGGGAGUCUUCGCGCGCCGUAUUUACCACCGAGUCCACGCCACUUCAUGGCAACCACGAAACGGACCCGGAGCCCUUGUUCGAACAGGAAAGAGAGUCAUCCCCGUCGCCACCUCCCGUACCACCAAGCGAAGAACCCGUAGCGGCCUCUUUGCAGGAUAACUCUCAGUCGGUGACGGACAAAGGUACCACGCUGACCAAGUUCACUCUGACCUCGACCGGCUCGGUGGCCAGCGCCGCCACCAAGUCAUUUGCGGACGAGAUCCACACAACCGAGAUCAGGGAGGCGUUCGGAAAGGCCGCCAACAUCAUCCGAGAAUCAAUCGAAGUGGAAGGCGUCGCAUUCCUGGACGCCAUGGUUAACACUUUCGGUGGCCUGGUUUCACGUGGUGCAGACAGUGAAUCUGCCAGCUCUGACUCGCAUCCCGACACUUCAGGUGGCGAAGGAGGCGCAACCGAAGAAGAAAAGGAGCCCAAAUUUUGCAGAAUCUUUGCCUUCUCAACGACUGAUGCCUCAAGCAUCGACGGCAAAUCCAACCGCACCCAGAUUAAUGUUCCGCAAAAAUUUCUGCGAAGCCUGCUCCGACGAUACCCGGCCGGCAAGACUUUCCGAUUCGAUAGCAAUAACGAGAUUGUCUCUGGCGACUCAGAAGAAGAUCAAUACCAAGUCCCGGGAGCGGGAGGGGCCGAGGCACAGGCCUCGCUGCAGGUGCGCAAACGAAAUGUUGCGCAGUCGCGACAGUCGGAGGGCAAUGUUCUCUCCUCAAUACUUCAAGGAGCCCGGAGCGUAAUGAUGGUGCCGCUGUGGGAUCCCAUUCAAGAGAGGUGGCAUGCAGGCGCGUUCGUGUGGAGCAAAACCGCGGAUCGAGUCUUCACAAUGGAGAGAGAAGUGAGUUACCUGCGUGCGUUCGGAUCAACCAUCAUGGCCGAGAUCAAUCAUAUAGAGGCUACGCAAUCCGAAAAGAUGAAGUCAGAUCUACUGGGGUCUUUGAGCCAUGAACUCCGGUCGCCAUUACACGGUGUCCUGGCGGGUAUUGAGCUGAUACAGGACACUGAACUCGACGCAUUCCAGGGAGACGCCCUAAACUCUAUGGAAUCAUGUGGGCGGACUUUAUUAGAUGUAAUUGAACAUCUUCUGGAUUUCAGCAAGAUGAACAGGUUUGUCAAAUCGACGAAAGAGCAGAAGAAAGCUAGAAAACAUAAUCGCAGCGGCCGCUCAAGAGAGCAACAGGAGUCCUUUGAAUCAAAGAUGCUGCCCAUCAUGGCAGAUGUUGACCUGGGUGUCUUGGUCGAGGAAGUCGUUGAGAGUGUCUACGCCGGAUUUGGUUAUGAACGUCUGCGAAUAGGUCAACCUGACCAACAUGGACCCACGCCCGGAUCCAUGUACAACCAGGACCCUUAUGCCUAUCAAGACGGCCGGGAUGCAGCGCGGUUCUCCACUGGUGGUGUGACCAUCUAUAUUGACAUCGACGCAAAGGAAACGUGGACCCGUCAUAUCCAGCCUGGAGGACUCAGGCGGAUCAUCAUGAACAUUCUUGGCAACUCCAUGAAAUACACCAAUCAGGGCUAUAUCCACAUCAAGAUGAGGCAGGUCAAAGUACCCUUGAAACGCAAUCGUCACCGGACCAAUCUCGUACUCACCAUCACUGAUUCUGGUAAGGGCAUUACGGCGGAUUUUCUGCGCCACAAGCUCUUCACUCCUUUCAGUCAAGAGGACAGUCUCCAACCAGGAACGGGCCUAGGAUUGAGCCUCAUCCACCAGAUCGUCACAUUGCUGAACGGGUCCAUAACGGUUGAAAGUCAGCUCGAGCUGGGAACGAGUUUCCAAGUCACGUUACCUCUACCAGCAACAAAAUUCGACGGCGGCCAACCCAGUAAUCUGGGCCCCAACGCCGACUUCCUGAGAGGGCUCAGAGUGAGUCUUCGUGGCUUCAAGGAGAAAAGGGACACAGCGGGACUUCCUAAUCAUCAAGCCCCGAUCGAGCGACAGAUUCUAACGGAUAUGUGUCACACUUGGCUAGGAUUGGAAAUUGUGACCGAGGACGAUGAGGAUACUCGGCCAGAUUGCAUAAUAUGCAGUGACCAAGCUCUGGAGGGUUUGGCAAGCGAGCCCUCUGGACUUCUACCUCCAGUCAUUGUCGUAUGUCAGAAUGGAAGCAUCGCUCAGAAGUUGCUCCAGAAUCGCCGAACUGGGGAAAGCGGCCAUUUCUUCGAGUGUAUUUCACAACCAAUCGGACCUCACAAGCUUUCGAAGGCAUUAAUAUUAGCCAUGGAACGUUGGGGGAAGUUCACUACCUCGCUAGAGCCGUCGGCUGACGCAACUGUCACGUCAAUGCCUGAUGCCUACAUCCCCCCACAGAGGAGCGAUGCCGAACAUUCAGAAGUCAAAGCACCUCCUUCAUCAGCCCCACCGCUCCACUUUAGCCUCGCGCAGAUGUCGCUCAACGAGGAGCAUGUUGGGUCUGGUACAACGCAAUCGAUUGACACACAAAUGCCUAACACGUCAACCCACGAAUUACAUCAAUCUUAUGAGAGCGAACAAGCUCCAACAAGCUUCUUGAUUGUGGAUGACAACAAGAUCAACCUCCAGAUUCUCGUAGCUUUCAUGAAGAAGAUGAAGCGCUCAUACAAAAGUGCACAAGAUGGGCUUGAAGCACUAGGGACUUACGCCGAGACUCCGGGUCACUUCCGCUGUAUCUUAAUGGAUAUCUCUAUGCCGGUAAUGGACGGCUUGGAAGCGACCAGGCGCAUCCGGGAGUUUGAGCAAGCGCGAGACCUGCCGCGUUCGACGAUCAUUGCUCUUACUGGAAUGGCAUCUGCUAGUACACAGCAGGAAGCAUUUGGCAGCGGUGUUGAUUUCUUCUUGGCCAAACCCGUGCGCCUGAAACAGCUGACCGAGAUCCUGGCAGAAAAAGGGAUGAGUUCACCAUCAAGAAGCGAGGCAACAGUUUAGUGAUCCAUUAUCGAUUCGGAAGUCUGGAAGCCAUCGAUCCCAAUUCUACGCUAUGUCGAUGCACAAGAUCUUCAUUUCAUAUCAACUGUUCCAAUGGCACAACGAGAAGAUUUAAUCAGUUCACAUACGACAGCACGCAGCUACAUACAUAGUU